CCCAGCUGCAGAGAGGAACAAAGCGGGUGCUGUGCAGGCGGCGGGGGAGGUGCUGCUAUGGGAAAGGGUGGAUGGGGGGACCUUGGGCUCCAGCCCCACAAGGGCGUCUUCUCUGGCUGGGCAGGCGGACGGGACGGGGGACGGGGGCGGGGACUAGCGGGGAGGGGGGCGGGACCCGCUCGCUCUCCUCCUACUCAGCAGGCUCCCAGGGACAAGCAACACUGUCCUCCUGAGCCUAAGGCCGCGGCGGCCAAGCCAGGCGAAGGGAUCGGUGUCCCCUCUCCCGCUCCGCGAGCCGCUGCCCGCGCCGCCGCCAGAGGGGGCCCUCGUGCUCUGCCCCCGGGAGGGACGCUCAUCCUUGCCCCAUCAAGACUUCAUUGGGCACUCAGAUGGCCAGCCGGGCGGACACUCGCCGGGCCUCGUUGGCCUGCCCCAGACCUCCCCCUCUCUUGGCGAUUAGAGGACUGAGAGCCCUGCACCGGGAGGGGAGGAGGUGCCCUGGGGCAUCUCGGCUCCGGUCCUGGGUGGGGCCGCGUUGAUGGACGCUGAAGGGAUGCGCAGUCGGGCUCUGAGGCACUGGUGUCCAGGAGGGACUCUUGGGCGUGUUCAGGAAAUAGGUGGCAUAUCUGGGGCCUCCCGGGCUCUCCUCAGAGGCCCCACGUCUUUAGGGACCUGGUGGCCGGAUGGGGCACCCUGGGGGGGUGAGUCCCAGGCUCUUGCCACGCCCGCGCGGUCCGGAUUCGAAUCACUUGCGGAGUUCCCCGGAGCUGGGGCUGAGCCAAGUCAUCCGGGCUCCUCCGGGCUGGGGAAGCGCGGGCGUGCGACGGGCCGGGAGGGGCCGCGUGGCGUGGGGUUGCCCAGGCGCCGGCGGACGCUUCCGCCGAGGCGGCCGCGAGCGGGGGCUUGGCCCGGAGACGGUGCGGCCCAGCGGGAGGCCCAGGGCGCCGGGGCGGGGCUGCAUUCUGGGCCCGUUAGCUCAGCCGUCCAGGAGGCUCCCGGAGGCUGACUCAUCCGACCGGUCACUCACAAACACGGCCUCCCCCGCGGCCGCCACGCACGGCGCCCCGCCCCUCCUCGCCCACGCGCCCUGCCAGCCGCCGCGCCCGCAGACGGCUGCAGCCUCGCCGCGGUCACACGUGUGAGCCCUCACACACGCAGCGCCCCCGCGCUCACGGAGUUCCCGCUCACACACGCAGCCCGCACGUACCCAUGGCAGCCCCUCAUUCACACAGCCGCUACAUACGCUGUCCCCCACUCACGCCCCCACACACGAAGCCCUCUUCCACACACACCAAUGCUACAUACGCAGCUCUCCACGCGCACGCACCCUCCCCACACUCAGCCCCCACUCACACAUGCAUUCCCCUCACACACGCGCCUCCCUUACACACUCAGCCCCCCUUCCCGCAGCUGCCCCGCGGGGAGCGGGCGGUGGCUGUGGGGCCGCCCUUCCCCGGCCGCGCAAACAAGCGGCUCGUUCUGCCGGCGCCGCCGAAGAAAGGCCGCUUGUCCGGCUCGGCGGCGGGCGGGGCGGCCCACACUGCGGCCUUGUCCCACCUGGCGGCCGCGCGGGGCGGUGGGGGCAGACGGGAGCCCCCCGGCGGAAAGCCCGCUGCCUUCCGAGGGGCGCACUUUCCAGCACCCCCCUCCACCCCCAAGUAAAAGUCCCCCCCCAACGACGCUCGUGCCGCUCCGCCGGGCGCCGUCUCCUCUCUGAGCGCCUGCCGUCUCCCCACUUCUGCUCCCCGCCCUGCCCUCAGUCGCCCUCUUGUCCUUCUACUCCCCCAUCCCCCCUCCACUGCCCUCGGGACCUUCUACGGCUUCCCCUCUCCGUCACCCCUUUACCCGAGGACCCUCUGUCCUGUCUCCCCAUCUCCUUCUUUGUCCCCCAGGCCCUCUACUACUCUGUCCCUCUGUCUCCGCCAGCUCUGCGUCCCCGGACUUUCUAUCCCGUUUCCCCACCUUCCUCCCGCCUCUCCCCUCCCCAGCUCUCAUUUUUCCUCAUCCCUCAGUCCCCCUCUUUGGUUUUCGCCUCCACAUCCCUUCGUCUCCCCUUGCCCGCCCGCUCCCCCCGCGGGCCCCUAGUUUUCUCGUCCUCAGUUCUCUCGGCCCCCGCCCACCCCCACCCUGCUCCGGCGACCCGCCCACUGGGCUCCCAGCCUCAGUUUCCUUCCCUUCCCGACUCCUUCCUCUGCGGGCCGCCCUUCCUCGAGGGCGGAUGUGCGCCGGGACGGCGAAGGCGGCGGCGGGCCGAGAGGACCGCAGCUCGGCCCCGCAGGCCUCGGGCCACAGCCAUGCGACGACCCGGGCGAGGCCUCGGCUGGCCCCCUGGGCCACAGGAGCUCUGGAGCCCCAGGACCAUGGACACUCUCAACAGGAGCCAGGUAGGCCCUGGAUUCAAGACCCAAGCAAUGGUGCAGAAAGGACCCCUGGACCUGAUCGAGACAGGCAAAGGGUUGAAAGUGCAAACGGACAAACCCCAUCUGGUGAGCCUGGGCAGUGGGCGACUCAGCACUGCUAUCACCCUUCUGCCGCUGGAAGAAGGGAGGACAGUGAUUGGCUCUGCGGCCAGAGACAUCUCAUUGCAGGGUCCAGGCCUGGCUCCAGAGCACUGCUACAUUGAGAACCUGCGGGGCACCCUCACCCUCUACCCUUGUGGCAAUGCCUGCACCAUUGAUGGGCUCCCUGUCCAGCAGCCCACCCGGCUCACUCAGGGCUGCAUGUUGUGCCUGGGUCAGUCCACCUUCCUCCGCUUUAACCACCCGGCUGAAGCCAAGUGGAUGAAGAGCAUGAUUCCGGCAGGGGGCCGGGCCCCCGGGCCCCCCUACAGUCCUGGCCCAGCAGAAUCAGAAAGCUUGGUGAAUGGGAACCACACCCCACAGCCUGCAACCCGGGGACCCUCGGCCUGUGCCAGCCACAGUUCCCUGGUGAGCUCUAUUGAGAAGGACCUGCAGGAAAUCAUGGACUCACUGGUGCUAGAGGAUCCUGGAGCUGCUGGCAAGAAGCCUGCUGCAACUUCCCCACUGUCGCCGAUGGCUAAUGGUGGGCGCUACCUGCUGUCCCCACCAGUCAGCCCUGGUGCCAUGUCUGUGGGCUCCAGUUAUGAGAACACCUCUCCAGCUUUCUCUCCACUCUCCUCACCAGCCAGCAGUGGAAGCUGUGCCAGCCACUCACCCAGUGGGCAGGAGCCAGCACCUUCCUUGCCCCCACUGGUGCCUGCCCGUUCUUCUAGCUACCAUCUGGCCCUGCAGCCCCCACAGUCCCGACCGAGUGGUGCCCGCUCCUCUGAGAGCCCCCGGCUAGGCAGGAAGGGGGGUCAUGAGAGGCCUCCAAGCCCUGGCCUCCGGGGUCUGCUGACAGACAGCCCUGCAGCCACUGUCUUGGCGGAGGCUCGCAGAGCCACUGAGAGCCCCCGGCUGGGUGGGCAGCUGCCCGUAGUGGCUAUUAGCCUGAGUGAAUACCCAGCUUCUGGUGCCCGCACACAACACACCAGCAUUCCUGGCAGCCCCAAGUUCCAGCCUCCAGUUCCUGCUCCCCGAAACAAGAUUGGUACACUCCAAGACCGCCCUCCCAGCCCUUUCCGUGAGCCACCAGGCACUGAGCGGGCAUUGACAACCAGCCCCUCACGCCAACUGGUAGGCCGAACAUUUUCAGAUGGGUCAGCCACUCGCACCCUGCAGCCUCCUGAGAGUCCGCGCCUGGGUCGGCGGGGCCUGGACAGUAUGCGAGAACUCCCUCCCUUGAGCCCGUCCCUGUCCCGACGGGCUCUCUCCCCCAUCCCCGCCCGGACCACCCCAGAUCUUAAACUAACCAGGGAAGUGGCAGAGAGUCCUCGGCCUCGGCGCUGGGCAGCCCAUGGGGCUUCACAAGAGGACUUCUCGCUAACGCUGGGGGCACGGAGCCGUAGGACACGAAGCCCCUCGCCCACACUUGGGGAGUCCCUGGCACCCCGCAAGGGCAGCUUCAGUGGCAGGCUGAGCCCGGCCUACAGUCUGGGCUCUUUGACUGGGGCUUCGCCCCGCCAGAGCCCACGUAGCCAGAGGAAGCUCUCCAGUGGGGACUUACGAGUUCCUGUCACUCGAGAGCGGAAAAAUAGUAUCACGGAGAUCAGCGACAAUGAGGAUGACCUCCUGGAGUACCACCGGCGGCAGCGCCAAGAGCGGCUUCGGGAGCAGGAGAUGGAGAGGCUGGAACGCCAGCGCCUGGAGACCAUCCUGAACCUGUGUGCUGAAUACAGCCGGGCUGACGGGGGACCUGAGGCCGGGGAGCUGCCCAGCAUUGGGGAGGCCACUGCAGCAUUGGCACUGGCAGGCCGGAGGCCCUCACGAGGCCUUGCAGGGGCCAUUGGGGCCUCUGGGCGGAGCAACGAGGAGCCUGGAAGUGCCACGCAACGCCUGUGGGAGAGUGUGGAACGCUCAGAUGAGGAAAAUCUCAAGGAGGAGUGCAGCAGCACUGAGAGCACCCAGCAGGAGCAUGAAGAUGCACCUAGCACCAAGCUCCAGGGAGAGGUGCUGGCCCUGGAAGAGGAGCGGGCUCAGGUGCUGGGGCGAGUGGAGCAGCUCAAGGUCCGUGUAAAGGAGCUGGAGCAGCAGCUGCAGGAGUCAGCCCGAGAGGCUGAAAUGGAGCGGGCACUGCUGCAGGGUGAGAGGGAGGCAGAGCGGGCACUGCUGCAGAAGGAGCAGAAGGCGGUGGACCAGCUGCAGGAGAAGCUGGUGACCUUGGAGACAGGCAUCCAAAAGGAGAGGGACAAGGAGAGGGCGGAGCUGGCCGCGGGACGGAGGCACCUGGAGGCCCGCCAGGCGCUCUACGCCGAGCUCCAGACGCAGCUCGAUAACUGCCCCGAGUCAGUGCGGGAACAGUUACAGGAGCAGCUGAGAAGGGAGGCAGAGGCCCUGGAGACUGAGACAAAGCUCUUCGAGGACUUGGAGUUCCAGCAGCUGGAGCGGGAAAGCCGCGUGGAGGAAGAGCGUGAGCUGGCAGGCCAGGGGCUGCUCCGGAGCAAGGCUGAGCUGCUUCGCAGCAUCACAAAGAGGAAGGAGCGCCUGGCAGUCCUGGACAGUCAGGCCGGGCAAAUCCGGGCCCAAGCUGUGCAAGAGUCGGAGCGCCUGGCCCGGGACAAGAAUGCCUCCCUGCAGCUGCUGCAGAAGGAGAAGGAGAAACUGACUAUGUUGGAAAGAAGAUACCACUCACUCACGGGGGGCAGGCCUUUCCCAAAGACCUCAUCGACCCUCAAAGAGGCUGAACUGCUCAUCUCCGAGUCCUCAGAGGUGGGGCUGGGGACUGUGGCUCUGGGCGUGUUCCCAGGGUCUUCUCAGGCCGGAGCCUCCUCUGUCCCCUUAACCCCACCUGCUUCCACUCAGCUCUGCCCCAAAGCACAAGAGGAGUAUGUGAGCCUGGCAGAGGUUCUCCAGCUGUGCUCCCGCUUGGACCCCUAUGCUUCUGCCACCUCCCCCAGCGUGCUCGCCCAGCCCCUGCCUGACAGUGAGUACGUGACGCUUGAGCAGCUAAAGGCGAUGUGGGGCACCUUGCCCAUGCCCACAGCCCCUGCGCCAGGCCUGCCUCUCUGGGCCUCUGCCUCCUGGGACCUGGUUCCCACCACCUGCCUUCCUCCCGUGCUGCCCUCUUCCUCCUCCUUCGCUUCUAUCACGCCUUCACCCAAGAUGGAGAAGCUGCUGCUCCCUGCUGUAGACUUAGAGCAGUGGUACCAGGAGCUGAUGGCCGGGCUGGGGACUGGCCCCACUGCAGCCUCCCCUCGCUCUUCCCCCCCGCCUCUGCCUGCCAAAGCUUCCCGUCAGCUGCAGGUUUACCGCUCCAAGACGGAUGGUGAGGCCACCAGCCCCCUGCCCCGGACCCGCAGUGGCCCCCUCCCCUCUUCCUCUGGUUCUUCCUCCUCCUCCUCCCAGCUCAGCGUGGCUACCUUGGGCCGUAGCCCCUCCCCAAAGAGUGCUCAACUCUCCCAGAAUGGCACAGGCAGCCUUCCUCGCAACCUGGCAGCCACACUGCAGGACAUUGAGACCAAGCGCCAACUGGCCCUGCAGCAGAAGGUCGAGUUGCUUCCUGCCGAGCCCUUCCCAACCGACGACCCAGCAGGGCAGCAAGUGAUUGAGGAGCAGCGGCGGCGACUGGCUGAGCUGAAGCAGAAAGCAGCAGCCGAGGCACAGUGCCAGUGGGAUGCCCUGCACGGGGCGGCCCCCUUCCCAGCGGGUCCCUCGGGCUUCCCCCCACUCAUGCACCACUCUAUCCUGCACCACCUGCCAGCCGGGCGGGAACGUGGGGAGGAGGGCGAGCACGCCUAUGACACACUGAGCCUGGAGAGUUCCGACAGCAUGGAGACCAGCAUCUCCACAGGGGGCAACUCGGCCUGCUCCCCUGACAACGUGUCCAGUGCGAGCGGCCUGGACAUGGGUAAGAUUGAGGAGAUGGAGAAGAUGCUGAAAGAAGCUCAUGCGGAGAAAAGCCGACUCAUUGAGUCUAGGGAGCGGGAGAUAGAGCUGCGGCGGCAGGCCCUGGAGGAGGAGCGGAGGAGGCGGGAGCAGGUGGAACGGAGGCUGCAGAGUGAGAGUGCCAAGAGGCAGCAGCUGGUGGAGAAGGAGGUCAAGAUGCGGGAGAAACAGUUUUCCCAGGCCCGACCCCUGACCCGCUACCUGCCAAUCCGGAAGGAGGACUUUGACCUGAAGACCCACAUCGAGUCAUCAGGCCAUGGUGUUGAUACCUGCCUACAUGUGGUGCUCAGCAGCAAGGUCUGCCGUGGCUACUUGGUCAAGAUGGGCGGCAAGAUUAAAUCAUGGAAGAAGCGCUGGUUUGUCUUUGACCGGCUGAAGCGCACCCUUUCCUAUUAUGUGGGUGAGUUCCCACAAGACUGCCCCAGAGCUGGGACCCCUGGGCUCUGCCACCCAGGACAGCUGGUCUUCUGGAAUGAGGUCAAGCUUCCAAGUGGGGCCCCAGGGGCUUUGACUGGGUCUUUUCCUCCUCUCUCUGAAAAUGUACAGUGUGCCUGAUUCACCUCCAUUCAUUCCUUCAUUAAUUCAGCAAUAUUACUGAACAUCUAAUAAGUUCCAGGCACUGUUCUAGGAUUUGGUGAUAAGCAAGAUGGCCACAGCUCUCUCCUUUGGAGCUUAUUGUCCG
Equus quagga is the source of this 7125-nucleotide messenger RNA. RefSeq names its product pleckstrin homology like domain family B member 1 (gene PHLDB1). NCBI's taxonomy places the organism in Eukaryota, Metazoa, Chordata, Mammalia, Perissodactyla, Equidae. The coding region runs from base 1356 to 6998 and encodes 1880 amino acids. Gene Ontology annotation, cellular component: basal cortex. Gene Ontology annotation, biological process: regulation of microtubule cytoskeleton organization. The record is from RefSeq and is a predicted model, not a curated record. Gene Ontology annotation, molecular function: protein binding. The transcript has 26 exons.